AUGGACCAUGUUCCCUCGCGCGCGGACUCGAGCGCAUCGGCGAAUACAGUGGGAAGCGGCUCGCCAUCCCCCCACAAUGAAGAUGAACACGCAGGGGACGCGGUGGGAACAGGCGACAAAGAGGCCCAGCCGGCGCCGGAUAUCAUGCGAGAGGAUGCAAUGGACGAAGACCCUCCACCCGAACUGGUUACAACACCCAUGAACCUGUCCGGCGCGUUGGCGAAGCAAGCACAACAAGGCGAAGCCCGCGGGUUUGGGCCGCCCGGUAUCAUGGCUGAGUCCAGUGGAGCUGAGCUCAGGGCCCCUGGCGUGCAACCAGUUCAGAGCAUGUUCAACAACCCGCCAAAUCUUGCGCGCAUUCGCAGGGUUCUGUUUGAGUGCAAAGACCCUAUCGAGAUCAGCCUGGAGGAGUUCGAGACAUAUUGGCCAUUCAUCGAUAACGUAUGGGUCAAGCAGAGAACGAAUGCCAGCAAGGAGGGCCACUGUACCACCGACUAUUACAUGUGUCGUUUACGACGCCCAACGCAUCGCACGUCCGAGACUCGUCCGUUGCCAGAAGGGAAACGUCCACGAAAGAAACGAGUGCGCGAGGGGGGUCUCUGCAAUUUCCAGAUCAAAGUGGUCCGGUUUGAAGGCGCGUAUUCCACCGUCACCAUUUCGAGGACGCCUGGAAGCGGUAGCAUUCACUCUCAUGACCUGGAUUAUAUUGAUCGAGUCAAACGCAACUCAGGGCUGAUGGAAUUCGCCCGCCGGGAGUCCGCAAUGGGAUACCUCCCCUCUUCUAUCUAUACCAAAUUCCAGGAGGAGCCAGAAAAGCUUGACGAAGCGGGCGGUCGGUUCCUCACUGUGACGGACGUACGCAACGUCUCUGCCAAGUGGCGCAUUCAAAACCCCGACGUCACGCUUGUUCCCCAUGACGGCUAUGAACUAGUCAAGGGCCAUGGGAUUGUGAAAUCUCACAGUGCCAACGGGCCGAGCGAAGUGGUGCAACCCCAUCCAGUCCUGGCUACCUCAUCCCCUCAUCUGGCGCCGGACACGCUAUCCUUCCCCAAUUUCUCCCUCGAUUUCCUGCAAGCCUACUUGCCCAAUCACUCGCAACGACGCGAGCUGCCUCACGUCACUCUGUCCUAUGCGUCAUCCAUGGACUCCAAGAUCUCUCUUCGGCCCGGGAUGCAGACCGUGCUCUCGGGGCCCGAGGCCAAGCUCAUGACCCACUAUCUUCGCUCCCGCCACGAUGCGAUCCUCAUCGGCGUCGGCACCGUUCUUGCCGACAACCCUGGAUUGAACUGCCGCCUGGAAGGUGCAGGAGGCUUUGGGGGGUUGGGCAGGAUGUGGCAGCCCCGGCCCGUGGUGAUUGACCCCAUGGGACGCUGGCCCAUUCACCCGGAUUGCCGAAUGCUACGAACAGCCGUGGAGGGUAAGGGCAAAGCCCCGUGGGUGGUCGUGUCGCCGGGGGCUCAGAUCAAUCCGCAGCGACUGAUGAUGCUCAAAGGUUACGGCGGCGACUUUCUCCGCAUUGUGGAAUACAACCAGAAUUGGCGACUACGGUGGGAGGCAGUUCUCCGAGCCCUGGCGUCCGAGGGCAUCAAGAGCGUGAUGAUUGAAGGAGGUGCGACCGUCUUGAGCGAGCUCCUGAACCCGGAGUAUACGAACUUCAUUGACUCGAUCAUCGUGACGGUGGCGCCCACCUACCUUGGCCGUGGCGGCGUGAGUGUCAGCCCGGAUUCCAAGCUGGACCAGGAGGGCAAGCCCAAUGCAGCGUUGAACCCGCGCGAUGUUACAUGGACGCCGUUGGGCCAAAAUGUCAUCAUGUGCGGCAACAUACGACCGCAGGCUGAGCGACCGCAGAGUCACUCGUGA
Molecule: messenger RNA, 1860 nt
Organism: Penicillium canariense
Lineage: Eukaryota; Fungi; Ascomycota; Eurotiomycetes; Eurotiales; Aspergillaceae
Product: RibD family protein
Exons: 1
Coding region: 1-1860 (619 amino acids)
Biological process (GO): riboflavin biosynthetic process
Molecular function (GO): 5-amino-6-(5-phosphoribosylamino)uracil reductase activity
Source: RefSeq, a predicted model, not a curated record